Fragaria vesca subsp. vesca is the source of this 843-nucleotide messenger RNA. RefSeq lists its product as uncharacterized. Lineage: Eukaryota; Viridiplantae; Streptophyta; Magnoliopsida; Rosales; Rosaceae. The record is from RefSeq and is a predicted model, not a curated record. The transcript has 2 exons. The coding region runs from base 121 to 843 and encodes 240 amino acids.
CCUUACACAGUGACCAAAUACACUGUGGGACUAUUACUGCUUGUCUCUUCCAUAUGAGAAUCUGGGGUUCUCACUCACUUCCUGAGAUAGAGGAAGAAAGUGAGCAACAGUUGGGAAGAUAUGGAUAGCUUGGACUAUCUGCUGGUACCAGCAGGUCUGUUUGUGUUGGGGUUGUACCAUGUUUGGCUAAUCAUCACAGUUCUGCGCAAUCCCAUACGAACUGUCAUUGGCGUCAAUGCUCACACUCGUCAACAAUGGGUCUUCUCCAUGAUGACUGACCCUUUGAAGAAUGGUGUUUUGAUUAUACAAACUCUACGCAACAACAUAAUGGCAUCGACACUUCUGGCAACAACAGAAAUUACUCUUUGUUCUGUGAUCGUUGUACUUGUGAGCAGCCAAUCCAGCUCCAGUAGCACUGUAUCAUUACACUUAGUUUACUCUGAUUAUACUCCCUCCUUAACUUCAAUCAAGUACUUGUGCAUUUUGCUUUGCUUUCUUGUUGCAUUUCUCUGCAAUGUGCAGUCUACUAGAUAUUAUGCCCAUGUCAGCUUCUUGGGUACUGUCCCAACAUGGAAAAACAAGCCAGGUUACAUUGAGUAUGUUGCAGCAACUUUGAACCGAGGAUAUUACUUUUGGGCCCUGGGAUUGCGAGCAUUCUACCUCUCCAUUCCUCUCUUUCUCUGGAUCUUUGGGCCGAUACCUAUGUUUGUCAGUUGCUGUGUAAUGUCAGUUGUUCUCUAUUUCUUGGACACAACCUCCAGCUUUGCACAACUUAUUCACACCCAAUUGUUCAGGGAGGAAGAAAAAACCGAUAAUGUGGAGCCAAUUGCUCAAUCACUGUAA